CAAGGAGGAAGAAGAACGCCUCUAGUGGACAGGUUGAGACAAGCCGCGCCAUUAUUUGGAAAGACUCACAAACACGACAGAGCUGGAAGAAGUCAUUCCUUGCUGAUGCGGUCGCCGCGGCGAUGGAGCCAGCGCCCAAGCGUGUGUCGUCGUGGUCGGUGCGGGAGGUUCUGGAGUGGCUUCAGGAGCGCUACCCCAGCCAAGUGGGCGCGCUCCAGAAAGCCGUGAUGAAGCACGCCAUUUCAGGCAGGGCUUUGCUGAGGCUGAGGGAGCAUCACCUGCUCCUGCUGGGGGUGGACGGCGAGGAGCAGCAGCAGGAGAUGCUGCAGGAUCUCCUCCUCCUCAGGGUGCAGCAGGAGGUCGAGGAGCUCAGCGACAUCUGCUCAGAGUGUUUCCCGGCCUAACAGGCAGUCCUUAUUUUUUUUGACAUCCCUUCAUCCUUUCAUCCGUGUGUUGGUGUGUGGGGACGACGAGAUGAGGGUGAUGAGAUGAAGAAAAGUAGAAGAAGAAGGGAUGUCAGACUACGAUGGAUGGAGAAGGAAGAAGCCUCCUGUGCGUGAAAUGAGACCCUGGCAGAUGGAUGUCGUCUCCUGUCAUGAACCGGACCUCCGUUUGGCUUCACUCAGCACAUUUCAUCUUAUUUGUUCUUGUAUUGCUGAAUUAUAUAUGAAUUAUAAAGUGCAUGUGGCGCUGA
Molecule: messenger RNA, 694 nt
Organism: Dunckerocampus dactyliophorus (ringed pipefish)
Lineage: Eukaryota; Metazoa; Chordata; Actinopteri; Syngnathiformes; Syngnathidae
Product: sterile alpha motif domain-containing protein 12-like
Exons: 4
Coding region: 123-404 (93 amino acids)
Biological process (GO): cell surface receptor protein tyrosine kinase signaling pathway
Cellular component (GO): cytoplasmic side of plasma membrane
Molecular function (GO): protein binding
Source: RefSeq, a predicted model, not a curated record